AUGGAGACGAAGCGGGCCAAGAAGGAGCUGGCUGACAAGAAGAAUGACAGCCUCGCGGUCAUUUCGGAUGUGCUGCGCGAUGACGCUGAGUUUGCACUGCCCAGCCGCAUACAGAGGCACGCGGAGCGCAUCAAGAACAAAAAGGCCACAGGUGAGUCGACUCGUCGAUGGCCGGAGGGAGUGAGACACGCGAGUGAGCGGCGUGUGUUGCGUGUGCAUGGAUGGCCCAGGCUCCAUGGAGCUGUCCGAUGAGCAGAGACACAUGCUGGAGAGCGAGGCGGCGGCCAUGGAGCAGGAGGAGAUGGCCAGCAUACGAAUUGCUGCACUUGAAGGACAGACUCUCAACACAUCCAAGUACCCCCACACCUUCAUCCCUUACGCAUACAUCUACACCUGGCUGUGUAUGUGAUGUGUGUGGCCGCAGAACCUCGCCUCAGAGAGACAGCAGCGGCGUCAAGUUCAAGAGCAACGCCACAGACAUGGACGAAGCCGAGGACGGCGAAUGGAGAGGUACACCUGUAUCCUGACCUGUAACAACUCCCCAAUGACCUACCUGUCCUGUGUGUACUGACUGGGGAUGCACAAAUGCUUCAAAGACGAAACCCGUCAGGCGCAGCGCAAAGCGAAGCUGCUGAACCGCAAGGUUACUGGUCAGCUGAUGACAGCCGCCCAGAAGGAGGAGCUCAACAGGGCAACACAAGAAGACAUGGAAGAUGGCGACGAGGCUGAGGAUGACGAGUACGACAAAGAUCACCCCAAUCUUGUGUCAUUCAAGUCGCGGGAGACUGAUAUCGACAGCGACGCCGAUGACUGGAAAGGUGCACCCAGCACAAUCCUCACCGUGCAUUUGGACGUGUGUUUGUGUGCAGAUGAGUCCCGCCACGCCAAGCGAAAACUCAAACUGAUGGGCAGGAAAGCUACAGGACAAAUCCGGAUGUCGCAAACACAGAAGAACGAGCUGCGCCGUGCAUCAGAGGAGGCUAUGGACGACGGCGACUCAGAUGUUGGCAGCAAUGACGCCGAUGGCCAUGAUGACCAGCCACCAAGAGGCGCGAACUUGGUUCAGUUCCAGUCCCUUCAGACAGAUAUCGACAGCGACGCCGACUGGCAAGGUGCCUGAGACAUGUCUGCUACACACACACACAUGUACACUGCUCGUCCUUUCCUCGACUACAGAUGCAUCCCAGCAUGCUCAGCGUAGCGCAAAGCUGAUUGCGAGAAAAGCUACUGGGCAGCUACAAAUGACGGAGUUGCAGAGGAGGGAGCUGGAAGAUGACGACGAGGAGGAGGAAAGGGGAGAGUUGCAAGACGACCAGCCUUACCUUGUCUCCUUCAAGACACAAGAAACAGACAUCGACAGCAACCCCGACUGGCUGGGUACAGUACGGCCCACAUGCGCAUCGUGUGUCCCUGUGUUCACACGUGUCUCCCUACCUGUGUCUCUCAGCAACAGGUCGGUUAAGGCGCGCAGGGCGAAGCUGA
Vitrella brassicaformis is the source of this 1482-nucleotide messenger RNA. The record is from the annotation of a GenBank genome assembly. Lineage: Eukaryota; Vitrellaceae.